AUGGACAGGAGAUUCAGCAGAGAAAGCAACGGAUUCACAAGCCUGCAGAAGAAGCUGGCAGAGAGCCAGCGUCCAAACCGAGAAGAACCAGUUCCCGAUCUCACUGACUUCAUGAAUGACAUGUUCUUCGGGACUACAAACAACGACAAGAAAGCAUACAACCUCACAGGUGGUGGUCUGAUGGACGACGAUGAAGAUUACUACGGGGACAGCACAAGGAACAGUAACAGCAGGUUAACUCAAGAAUGGCUCAGGGAAGCUAAGCAGAUGGUGGCAUCGUCUCCUUCUCGGUGUGAAUCGCCUUCAAGGCUUGUCGGGUCGCCAAGGUUUGCGGCGGCGCAAGGCAGAGAGUCGGCGUCGUUGCUGGACCGGAGAAAUCCUCUCUCCAGGUCUGCUAGAAGGCACAGAGCAGCGGAAGGCUUCAGUGGAGAAAUCCUCUCAAAAUCAGCUGAACACAGCCGAAACAAGUCGGAGAGUGUAGGCGCAGCCGCCAUUCCCUCCGAAGUAUCCCCUGCAUCGGCGGUCCAGAAAUGGUUCUCCAACAUCCUCAAGCCAUCCAAUCCCGCCCCUCCAUCCUCCAACCUUCCCAAUCCGACGCCCCAAACUCUGCCACCUCGACUCUCCGUCAACCGCAAAUCUCGCUUUCAGGACGACUCAUCUGGACCUCACUCACUCCCAAUCCCUGCCGCGGCCGCCCAGUCCAAACGAACCUUCAAAGCUCCGGCAGCGCCCGACACACAUUUGCUCUCUCCGCCCAAGAAUCUCAUCGAAUCGGCUCGCCGGAGGUCGAUUUCGUCGUCGACAUGCUCGUUGCCCGAGAAUCCGGUUCUGUCGCCGCCCAGAAAUCUCGUGGAGUCCGCUCACAGGCGGUCGAUAUCUUCGUCGACAUGCUCGAUUGAUAAACUUUCGUCAAAGGUCAAUUCGGCAGGAGGGCACAGAGGUGGAGACGAAGCUCGAAAUAUUAAUGAGUUUCUCAAAGAGCAAAGAACCAAAAUUGGGAAAAUUGUGGAUGGAGAAAUCUCUGCAAAGGCGAAAAUUUUGCUCUCUGGGCCUUCAAACAGCACGAGUUCGAUGGUGGCGGCUAUAUGCUAUGCGUGGUUGUUGGAGAAUAGGACGAGGGCUAGUAAGAAAGUAGAUGAUGAGGAGGAGUGCGUGGUGGUGCCUGUGAUGAAUGUGAGGAGGAGAAACAUGUGGAAGCUACUGCAGGCCGCCUGGCUCUUCCACCAUGUCAGCAUUGAUGCCACCUCAUUGCUCUUCUCUGAUGAGGUGGAUUUGGAGAAUUUAAUGAUGGCUAAGCAAUUAAGCAUCCUUGUGGUUGGGCAAGAUGUUCUCAGAACCAAUGGCGAGGUUGGAUCCCAAUGCACCAUCCUUACAGAUAAUUACUGUGAAGAUGCCUAUGAUCUACUUCAAACCCCAGUGCUAAAAAACCUUCUGCUGGCAGGUAUUCUUCUAGACACUAGAAAUUUGAACGCAUCUGCUAAGUUAUCAACGACCAGAGAUGCGGAGGCAGUUCAGCUGUUAUUGGUUGGCUCAGCCCCAAAUCACAGAAAUACUCUUUUUGAUCAAUUGAUGCAAGAUCAGAGAGACAAUUCUUUCUUUGAAGCCUUGAGACACAACUAUGGGAAGCCUCCUAAUGAGAAUGGUCGUCGUGAUAGUGGAGUGCUGGUGGAACAUACAGUUUCAGAGAGGAAGUCAACCUCCAUCUCUCGCAAUGAAGCCAUCACACAAAAUGCAUAUAGGAAUUCUAAUGAUGUGAAAAGUGCAAAACCUAGCAGAGUGUCACCAAAAUCGGCAAAGCCCAAGUCUUCAACCGUGCAAGCACCCACAGUAGCACCAGCAGAAGCAGCACCCAAUUCCUCUGGUGGAAAGAAUAAAUUUUUCCUGGCAAAGUGGUUUGGUUUUGGUUCAAAAUGAUGAUCAAAUGCCUGACUCAUUUGCAUACUGUAAAUCUGAUCCUCGUUAAGUUCCAAAAGUGAUGAGUUAGAGGCCGAGUAGAUGAGUUCCUGGAUUGCCAGUGGGUUCAACAAAGCAGUGAGUUGGGUUCCACCAUUUUAUCCCCCAUGAUCUUUGUUUUUGGAUGUUGCUUGGCUACAGGAUGUUGUUAAAGAGAUGAAAUACUUAUGGCUGGCAUGCCUCUAUUAUUAUUUUUGUACCAGACAAAUAAUGUUUAGAGCUGCUGACAGCAGAUUAGUCCAUGCUAUUGUAACUCCUGUAUUUUCUCCCAAUGUUGUUAUUGCUGAAGUUCAAAAUUCUUCACUUGCCUGUCCACAAGGAGCAAGUUUUUCUCCCACAAUACAAAUCGACAACAUGGAAAUGGUUGAGUGAUCAUGUGAUCAUAGUUAUCACAUUGAUAUUCUUGCUAUUACUGUUUACCCAAAGAUUUCGGCCUUCAACAGUAGUGUGGACUACGACAAAUAUGUUGUGUUUCUAUCUACCAAUUCUCCCUGUAAGUUUUAUGCAGGUUGGACUCUGAAGCUACAACUGUGGCAAGUGUAUGAUAGACUUUUCUUUUGUGAUGGACAAAGGAAAAUGAGUAUUACACCACCAUUAUUAGGAAACAACAAAAAAUUAACUUUUGAUGGGUGUUUAGUUUAGUAGCGAAGUUGUUGUAAAGAGAAGUAGAAUGGAAAUGAAGAUAUUUAUUUCAUGUGCAAUGCACUUGCUCUCUUGCAGUUGGCGACUCCAUCACCAUCACAUGCAUCAGCCUCGUUUGGGCAGAUACAGACAUUCUAAUGUCAGCCUCUCAGUCUAUACAUAAAUGAAAGACAAUGACAUAUAUAUUGAAAAAAUAAUAGCUCAAUUAUCAAGAUCAGAUCAAGAGGAGGAGGUAAUAGAAUUUCUUUUAAAAGAUGAGGGAGAUGCCUCUAGAUUAGAAAUUAUUGGUCAUGUAUGUGAUCCAAUCUGUCUUGUCCAAUUGUGACCACUUGUUCAAUCCCAGCUGUGACUAACUUCCAAGCCCUCUUCUUUUGGCCCCAUCUCCUUUCAUGUGAUGCCCUCUCAAUGUGCUUUCUGCACCGAACCUCCAUCCUCACCAUUGCAUUCAAGGCCCAUUCUUUAACAGCCUUAUUCUUCUUGGCAUUGUUGGCGAUAUGACCGUUGGCAUGGGCCAACUCAGUCCCCCUCAUUCAACCUUCCAGGCAUAGAGAAACAAGCAAAACUCAGAUGACCCACCAGCAUUGAACCCCUCUGCUGCAUCACAGCUCCCAGUUUGAGAUGACAAUGGUGUUGUUGAUGUCAGUGAUGAUAAUGGCAGAGACGAGGAAGUUGAUAUUGAUAUCGAUGUUGGUGAUGUGGAUGACAUAAGUGGUUUAAAGAUAAAUAGAGCAUGCCUUAAACCAGGGCUAAAGAGCCAGUCAUGGACAUCCCAAUACACCUCCACUCUUAGUUUGUUGACAUGAAUGGAUUCAUUACCUCUGAACUUCCAUUGGAGAUGCUUAACAUGAAUGACCAAAUGGCCAUCUAUCCUUAUCUCCAUUUCUGGAUCAACCCUACCACAGGAAUUGCCAUUACCCAUGCUCCCACCACUGCCACCACUUCUGUUCUUGCACUCAAUUGAGAUGUCAUGGAAUCUGCCUCUCUCAUGAAACUUAGCUUUUGUAGAGAACUUCUUCUUUCCAAAUAUGUGCUCCUUCUUUGAAACCAAAAUUGGAUCGAUGAGAGCCGGUCUGCAACCUGUCUUCCUGUAUGCAUCCUUCUUUAGAUCGCCAAGAAGUAGCACAACCUCUUCAUUGCACACAACUGCCACAUAGUACUCUGAGCUUGGCUCGGUUUCUCCAUUGAAUUUUGCAGCCUUAAGGUCCCAGAAGAUGUCAACAGGCUUAUCAUCAACUACAAAGCGCUUGGAGCCUUGUUUCCUCCAGAAGUACCAUGGCUUCAGCUCCACCUUGCAGGUGUAUUGGCUCUCCCCAUCCGGGCCUUCCACUGCCACUGAUAGGCCAUGAAGCAGCAAAUUCUUGCACCAAGUGAUGGUAAUCAGGCGGCACUGAUCUGCAAUUUUCGUGCGGUAUGCAUACAUGAAAACACUCUGCCCAGACCUUGUAACAGCAGCUGGGUCAUCAGUUUGCUUCUCAACAGAUGAAAAGCAAGCAGGAAUCCCAAUUGGGUCUUGCAUUGUACCAACUAUUCCUGCAAAUUAACAAUGGGCAAAGCUCAAUUUUGAGGAGGAAGAACCAGUCAACAAGAUGAGCUACUGGCCAGGAUGAUGAAAUACAUGAGUUGGAGAGGGCUGAAUUGGAGUGAAAAAAAAUGAGAGAGAGAGAGAGAGAGAGAGAGAGAGAGAGAGAGAGAGAGAGAGGGAGAGAUCUUGCUCACAAGAUGUGAGUCACAGAUGCUGCCAGAGGUGUUCUUGGCAUCAUUUAUGAAGUGAUAAAAUUAUACAUAUUCCCUAA
Vitis riparia (riverbank grape) is the source of this 4388-nucleotide messenger RNA. RefSeq lists its product as uncharacterized. NCBI's taxonomy places the organism in Eukaryota, Viridiplantae, Streptophyta, Magnoliopsida, Vitales, Vitaceae. The record is from RefSeq and is a predicted model, not a curated record. Gene Ontology annotation, molecular function: exopolyphosphatase activity. The transcript is spliced from 10 exons. The coding region runs from base 1 to 1914 and encodes 637 amino acids. Gene Ontology annotation, cellular component: cytoplasm.